UGUAGUGACACCCGCGUACGGCAUUAGGAUUCCUUUACAGAAACUAAACCGUGCAACUUUCAAGCAUGCCAGCAACAACAGCUCCAAGUGAUCAUCUUAACAUCAACGAACUGCCGAGUGAGCUGCUCGAAAACAUCUUGGACUACCUGCCGUUGAGUGACCGAAAAAGGGCCUCCCUUGUAUGUCAACUGUGGUGCAAUCUAGCUAUGUCUCAACGAGCGAUGAAAAAUGUGGCACUAAGGAUCGGUUCGGACUCGCUGAUGUAUAACGCUAAGCUUCUGCAGAAUAGCUGGCGGCCUUACAGAGUGCUGCAAAUUUAUCUGACUCAUCGCCUGUCGAUUGAAAAUGAUGACACGAAUAUUUUGGCAGUAUUGAACAAAUUCGGUCCCACCUUGGAGGAGUUCAGUUUAAACGCUAGUUGCACAACCAACGUUAUGGCGAAAAUAUUAUGGAAACUGCCGCAGCUUAGGACGCUCGAUAUAUUUAUUUGCGAUUGGUUUAAAAGUGUCGAAAAACAUCAUUUUCCUAUACUACAAAAUUUACACACUUUACGAUUAAUCAACGGUGGGUUUGGCGACCUAGAGAUCGAUAUAGUACAGUGGGCACCAAACGCGCGUAACCUACAAUUGAACGCAUCAAUAUAUACAGAUGAAGAACGUUGGUUUCAUGCAUUGGACAGCUACAAACCUCAUUUGAAAUCGCUAAACAUCAGUUAUAGAACAUGGCAUAAAAUUCCUUUAAAUCGCUUAACACUACCACAGCUUGAAAAACUAGAGAUCGAUCACUAUACAUACGGAGACUUACUUGGACUCACGAAUGUAUUUCCUACCAGUGCACCAGUCUUAACCACGAUUAGGUUAAACUUUAAAAUUACGCACCAAAUACUUCACACGAUUAGUGAACGUUGGCCUCACUUGCAGGAGUUGAUGUUUAUUUUACCCGAUGUUAGUGACAAUAAUAUGCUGCGCCCUUUGGAAGAAUUCAAACAUCUUAGAAAACUACAUAUUCAGGGUUUCGUCACUGCCAAUAUAUUAGAACAAUUAAAAGCACUGCCCACUGUCCAAGAGUUUGUGCUUUCCCUUGAACCGACCGUGGAUGCAAUCGGAUUGGCCUAUAACUUGAGUUUGUUGCUACCAAAUGUACAAACACUUAAUAUCAGUGAUAUUGGGCAGCAUGGUAAUGAAUUUUUGCGAGGGAUAUGUGAGUAUUUUACAUCUUUACGGCGUCUAGACGUGAAUAAUCUGGCUCACAAUGACGAAUACAACAUGGAUGCCUUCAAUCGACUCGGACUUUUAAUACACCUGGAGGAACUUAGUUUACAACGUAUGAAAAUAAGGCUUGGUGCUCUACCGCCAAAUAAUCUAAGACGACUGAAGUUAUCGCGCGUAGUGCUGCUAGAUAUGCGGAUAUCUUCGAAUUUGGCGAAUAUCUUCCCAAAACUACAAUUUCUGGGAAUAACUGGAAUUUUACAAAGACAUAUCGAACCAAUACGGCAACAAUUCGUAGGUUGUGUAAUCCAUUGCGAAUGAUGAUGAUGGUAAUAAUGAUCUCGAUUCGUAUAUCUAUUAGGUGUGUGACUAUGUUCUUGCGUUUUACUAUUAAAAAU
Molecule: messenger RNA, 1606 nt
Organism: Wyeomyia smithii (pitcher-plant mosquito)
Lineage: Eukaryota; Metazoa; Arthropoda; Insecta; Diptera; Culicidae
Exons: 2
Coding region: 66-1529 (487 amino acids)
Molecular function (GO): protein binding
Source: RefSeq, a predicted model, not a curated record